Uloborus diversus is the source of this 807-nucleotide messenger RNA. RefSeq names its product protein fem-1 homolog CG6966-like. Bases 1 to 807 code for a protein of 268 amino acids. The record is from RefSeq and is a predicted model, not a curated record. Gene Ontology annotation, cellular component: ubiquitin ligase complex. Gene Ontology annotation, molecular function: protein binding. NCBI's taxonomy places the organism in Eukaryota, Metazoa, Arthropoda, Arachnida, Araneae, Uloboridae. Gene Ontology annotation, biological process: ubiquitin-dependent protein catabolic process. The transcript has 3 exons.
AUGGAGUCAUUUGCCAUGUGUGAAUAUCUAAUUAGCAAAGGUGCAGAUGUAAAUGCUCAAAACAGCGAAUUAAAAACUCCUUUGCAUUGUGCAAUCGAAGAUGAUGGUUUUGAAAUUGCCAAACUUCUUUUGAAGAACGGCGCGGACCCGUUUCUAAAGAGUAUUCACGGUGAUGAUGCGUUACAGACGGCUUGUAUCUGCGCUGUUGUUGGUGUAUUCGAAUAUUUAAUUGAAAAUUAUCUCUAUUCUAAAGAACGUACUGCUGAGGCGCAUGAACUGAUAGGCAGUAGCCUUAUCGAAAAGAGGGGCAAUCUUGGAGAGGCCUUAAAUCACUGGAAAACUGCUCUGUCAAUCAGGAAUGAGGAUUCAAACAAUUACUUGGAAAAGAAAACGAUUGAUAGAAAAGCUCCUUUUCUGGAUGUAACUGAAUUUAGUUCCGUGGAAGAACUGGAAAAAAUUUCAGAGGACUUGGACGCAAUAAUGAUGCAAACUUUGCUUGUUCGUCAGAGAAUUUUAGAAAGAGCGGAAAUGAAAGAAAUUGUGUACCGGGUAUCGCGCAUCGCUCCUCGAACCUCUUCUGGGGAUACAAUACUGCAUUUAGUAGUCUCAAAAGAAAGGACCAUCAUGAAUGUAUCCUCGCGUUUGGAUCUAGAUUUGGAUAUUUUCCCGCAUGCCGGAGUAGCUGAACUUUUAUUACAGUGUGGAGCCAACGUCGAAGCUGUGAAUUGCAGCUUGAACACUCCUUUACAUGUGGCUGCUGAGGUUCACUUACCUCCAGCUAUUAUGGCUAUUCCAGAAGACUGGUAA